UUCAGCUAAAACACAUUUUGAAAAUUCAAAACUCUUUGAAGCUUCAAAAUUCAAUGGCAUCACCGGACACCGACGUGCCUAUGGUUCCCGCCGGCGAGGGUUCAACCGGCGUUGGAUCGUCUACUAAAAAGCCCAAGCGAUUCGAAAUCAAAAAGUGGAAUGCUGUUGCUCUCUGGGCUUGGGAUAUUGUGGUAGAUAAUUGUGCAAUCUGUAGGAAUCACAUCAUGGAUCUGUGUAUCGAGUGUCAAGCUAAUCAAGCUAGCGCGACAAGUGAGGAAUGCACAGUUGCUUGGGGUGUUUGCAACCAUGCAUUCCACUUCCAUUGCAUUAGUCGGUGGCUCAAGACUCGUCAAGUGUGUCCACUUGAUAACAGCGAGUGGGAGUUUCAGAAGUAUGGUCACUAGAAUUUACUGUUGUUGUACAGUGAAUGGGAGUUUGAGAAGUGUUGUCUGUUGGAUUGAAGUCCCUGUCCUCUCUCUGCUAUCAUCGACAUUGAAAAGAACGAUUAUAACUACUUAUAUUCCUUCGAUUAUUGUUCUUCAAAUAUGAAAAUCAAGGACUCAAAACUUUGUUUUUGGUCUCAUCUGUCAUAGGUUGCCUAGAAAGAAAUGAAAUGUAAUUGGAGAUUCCAUAUCUUAUGCUAAUUCUUGUAGAGAGAAUCAUAUUCUUGUUGAGGAAUGUGACAAUGAGUAGUAUUGGUCAUUCUCCUUUA
This is a messenger RNA of Nicotiana attenuata, 712 nucleotides long. RefSeq names its product RING-box protein 1a-like. Gene Ontology annotation, cellular component: cullin-RING ubiquitin ligase complex; nucleus. Gene Ontology annotation, biological process: protein ubiquitination; ubiquitin-dependent protein catabolic process. The record is from RefSeq and is a predicted model, not a curated record. Lineage: Eukaryota; Viridiplantae; Streptophyta; Magnoliopsida; Solanales; Solanaceae. Bases 54 to 404 code for a protein of 116 amino acids. The transcript has 5 exons. Gene Ontology annotation, molecular function: cullin family protein binding; ubiquitin protein ligase activity; zinc ion binding.